This is a messenger RNA of Puntigrus tetrazona (Sumatra barb), 4039 nucleotides long. Its product is annotated as NACHT, LRR and PYD domains-containing protein 3-like. The record is from RefSeq and is a predicted model, not a curated record. Gene Ontology annotation, molecular function: protein binding. The transcript is spliced from 11 exons. The coding region runs from base 262 to 3630 and encodes 1122 amino acids. Lineage: Eukaryota; Metazoa; Chordata; Actinopteri; Cypriniformes; Cyprinidae.
GUACGUAUGGAUAUUUAAGAUGGCAGCGUGAGACCACGCAUUCAGAUUUCUGCUUUGGAGAAGACAGCUUGUCAGCGUUGGAGAAGAAGAAAAGAAGGAACUUCGAGCUGCAGGAGAUUUUCAGCUGUGCUGCCGGCAAUUCAUCGUAGAAAUCGAAACCAAAAGUAUGAUUUCUGCAUUUGAUACAACGCCAUUUUGGAGAACGGUCAACAGAAGCUUACAAUUUCUCAUCAUAUAUAUUGGAGAACAUCAGCUGUUAAAAUGAGUCUCUCUGAGGAGAGUGCUGCAUCUCCAGAGUCCAGCUGUGCAUCUAUGAAGACGGAUGAGUCAAUGGAUUCACCCCGUAACUUCAGUGAUGAAAAUGUGACCUUCGACCCCAGGAGAACAUCUGCUGUUAGUUUCUAUGAGGAGAGAGCUGCAUCUCUAUCUAUGACUAAUGAGUCUAUGGAUUCACCCCGUAACUUCAGUGAGGAAAAUGUGACCUUCAACCCCAGAGAUGAUCAGACUGGAACGACAGAGCAUGGUUCUCACCUAACAGCAAACAAUGAACUACAGAGAAUCAAAGAACAGCUCAAAAGUAGCAUGAAAAACAAGUAUGAGAGCUUAUUUGAGGGAUUCAAACUACAAGAGAAUCAAACCCUACUGAACAGUAUCUACACACAACUUUACAUCACAGAGGGAGACGGUGAAGGGUUGAAUGAAGAACAUGAGGUUUUAAACAUGGAGAAAACUCCCAGAACACAGCACACACAAGACAUUCCAAUCUACUGCAAUGACAUCUUUAAACCCUUACACGAACCAGAAUAUAACAAGAAAGACAAAAUAAAGACUGUUCUUACUAAAGGCAUAGCUGGAAUUGGAAAAACUGUUUCAGUGCAGAAGUUUAUUCUGGACUGGGCAGAGGGAGAGGCCAAUCAGGAUAUAGACUUCAUGUUUGUGCUUGCAUUUCGAGAAUUAAACUUAAUUAAAGAGGAUCAGCACAGUCUUCAUAGUCUUCUGCUGGACUUUUAUCCUGAACUUCAAGGUCUGGACUCAAAGAUUUUUGAGGGGUGCAAAGUUGUUUUUAUAUUUGAUGGUUUGGAUGAAAGCAGAAUCACACUGAUGUUUUCAGAUGGUCAGAAGGUUUCUGAUGUGAAUGAGUCUUCAUCUGUUGGUACAUUGUUAUCAAACCUGGUGAAAGGAGAGCUGCUUCCCUCUGCUUUCAUCUGGAUCACCACCAGACCAGCAGCAGCCAAUCAGAUCCCCUCAAAAUACAUAAACCGCCUGACAGAAAUUCAGGGAUUCAAUGAGUCACAGAAGGAGGAAUAUUUCAGGAAGAGGAUCAGUGCUGAGCAUCAAGCAAACAGAAUAAUAUCACACAUUAGAAGAGUAAGAAGCCUCCAUAUCAUGUGCCACAUCCCUGUCUUCUGCUGGAUAUCAUCCACAGUACUUCAGAAGCUCCUGGAAGAAGAUCUGAAUGCAGAAAUCCCUCAAACUCUGACUGAAAUGUAUAUUCACUUUUUACUCAUUCAGAUAAAUAUGGGGAAUCAGAAGUAUGUAAAGAGAAAUCCAAACAAACUCCUGCAGUCCAACAGAGAAAUGAUUGUGAAACUUGCAGAAUUGGCUUUAAAACAGCUGAUAAAGGGCAAUGUUAUGUUUUACGAGGAGGAUCUGAGUGAGUGUGGCAUAGAUGUCACUGAUGCAUCAGUGUAUUCUGGGAUUUGCACUGAGAUCUUUAAGGAGGAAUCUGUGAUUCAGCAGAGGAAGGUCUACUGCUUUAUACAUCGGAGCUUUCAGGAAUUUCUAGCAGCUUUAUGUGUGUUUUACUCCUAUCAGAUAAAGAAAAUGGAGUCACUGAAGUUUUUUCUUGACUGCAGACAUGAGAGUAAUAUGUCUACACCAUACUCAUUGUGCGAUCUUCUAAAAUCAGCAGUUACUAAAACUCUUCAGAGUAAAAAUGGUUAUCUUGAUCUUUUUUUGCGGUUCCUGUUGGGUAUCUCACUGGAGUCCAAUCAAAGACUCUUAGAGGAUCUACUGACCCACAAAGAAAACAGCUCAGAGACUAUCAGAGAAACCACAGAGUACAUUAAAAACAAAAUCAAGGAAAGUUAUGGUCUCUUAGCUGACAGAUCCAUUAGUCUGUUCCUCUGUCUUCUUGAAGUAAAUGAUCAGACACUGUUCAGAGAGAUUCAGGAGUUUGUGAAAUCAGGUGAACAUUCAGAGAAUAAACUCUCCCCUGGACAUUGCUCAGCAAUAGCCUACAUUUUUCAGUUAUCAGAGGAGGUGCUGGAUGAAUUAGACCUCAUGAAAUACAAUACAUCAAAUGUGGGUAGAAGGAGACUGAUACCUGCUGUAAUUAACUGCAGAAAAGCCAAAUUUGCUGGAUGUCAUCUGUCUGACCAGCACUGUGAAGACUUAUCUUCAGCUCUGCAAUCACCAAACUCCCAUUUGAGAGAACUGAACCUGAAUAACAAUGACCUGCAGGAUUCAGGAGUGAAGCUGCUCUCUGUUGGACUGAAGAGCGCAGAAUGUCCACUAAACAUACUGAGAUUGGCAGGCUGCAGGCUGACUGGUGAUUGCUGUGAAAGUUUGUUUUCCGCUCUCCAAUCAUCAAAUUCAAAUUUAAGAGAGCUGGACCUCAGUAACAAUGGCCUGCAUGAUUCAGGAGUGAAGCUGCUCACGGAUGGACUGAAGAGUUCACAUUGUGAACUAAACACACUAAGAUUGGUCACCUGUAAUAUCACUGUUCAGUGUUGUGAAGGUUUGGGUUCAGCUCUACAGGCUUCAAACUCCUGUCUGAGAGAGCUUGAUUUGAGUAAUAAUGACCUGAAGGAUUCGGGAGUGAAGCUGCUGUCGACAGGACUGAAAAGUACACAAUGUCAACUUAACAUACUGAGGUUGUCUGGCUGUAUGGUGACAGAGAAAGGCUGUCAUUAUCUGGCUGUCGCUCUGGGUUCAAACCCCUCACACCUGAGAGAGCUGGAUCUGAGCUACAAUCACCCAGGAGAUUCAGGAGUCAAGCUGCUCUCUGAAAAACUGAAGGAUCCAGACUGCUCGCUGAACCAACUGAAUGUGGAUCAUGGAGGAGAGAUGAGGAUUACAGCAGGACUAUACAAAUAUGCCUGCGAUCUCACACUGGAUCGAAACACAGUACACAAUCGUCUCAUUCUGUCUGAAAACAGCAAAAAGGUGACACAUGUGGAAGACUGUCAGCAAUAUCCUGAUCAUCCAGACAGAUUUGAUGGGUGUCCUCAGGUUCUGUGCAGAGAGAGCCUGUUAGGACGCUGUUACUGGGAGGCUGAAUGGAGUGGAACUGCUAUUAUAUCAGUGACAAACAAAGGAAUCAGAAGGAAAGGAAGAAGUUGUACCUGUGAGUUUGGGUACAAUAAAAACUCUUGGAGUCUGAUAUGUUUUAAUAAUAUAUUUACUGUCUGGCACAAUCUUAAUUCAAUUGACCUACGUGUCCCUCCACACUCCUCUAAGAGAGUAGGAGUGUAUGUCGAUGUAUCGGCUGGCACUCUGUCCUUCUACAGCGUCUCUGACACACACACACUUACACACUUACACACAUUCGUCAACGCAUUCACUGAGUCACUUCAUGCUGGAUUUACAGUUUUUGAUUCAGUAUCUCUGUGUCAGAUUGAAAAGUAGGCCAGUAAGCAACAACAGAGAUAGCUUACCUUUGUUUUGAAAUUGUUAAUUACGCAUAUUUAACUGUUCUUAUUUUUUCUCCUGUUAUAAAAAUGUGGCGUUUAUACUAAACAGACACAAAACGUUUUAUUACUUUUAACAAAUAUAUUAUUUAUUAAGAUUAAUUUAUUAGCACAGAUUCCUCACCCAACUCCAGCCUUGGUGCUUAUAAAUCUGUAAAUGAUCUCUAGACACCUGGUUACCAUGGUAAGAUAAGAGCCAGAUCAGAUAAAGUUUAUGACCUGGAAGUAUGUAGAAAGAGUCUUCCUCCUUACUUAAUUCUCUUUAAGACAGACACAUAAUGCUAUAGGAAUGAAUUCAUAGACAAAUUUGUCCAUUACUUUCUUAUCAUACAUAUCCCCAGGUCAUU